This is a messenger RNA of Poecilia reticulata (guppy), 2067 nucleotides long. The record is from RefSeq and is a predicted model, not a curated record. Lineage: Eukaryota; Metazoa; Chordata; Actinopteri; Cyprinodontiformes; Poeciliidae.
CGAGGCUCCGCCCCCUCGCUUCAGAGACAAGCAGCGCCUGCCGCAGCACCGCGCCUUCGCGUCCAGCCCGCACGACUACGACAUGCGAGUGGACGACUUCCUGCGGCGCACGCAAGCGGUGGUGAGCAGCCGGCGUGAGCGCGAGCGGCAGCGGGAGAGAGAGCGCGGCGGGCCGCGGCGCGACCGCGAGCGAGAGCGGGCGAGGGACAGAGACAGGGAGAGAGAGAGGGACAAGGAGAGGGGGCGGUACCGCAGGUGAUCGCUUGGAACUGAGCGCUCUUAUUUUGACAGUCUGACUUCCCCUUCAUUUUCAAAUUAUGUAUAAAUAGCUGCAGGAUGACAUCAUCAGUGUUCACGUCUGUUUCUUCAAUAAAGUUUCUUUGGUCAAACUUUUACUUUGAAAGUCUGUAAAAACUUUUUUAUGGUGACUUCAUUUCCCAGAAUGCUCUGUCAGUCUGUAGGCUGGGGGCCAACAGAGGGGCGGGGCCUUCCUAGACACAAACAAUACUGGUUUUAUUGUGAAAGGUUGGAUGUUUCCUGUUGGAUCCUUCAUAUUAAAAGUUUUUUAAUGUUCCACAUGAAGCCUGCCUGUUUUGUCACUUCCUGUUUGAUUUCCUGCUGUCUGAUUGGUUGUCGUCUUGCUGAUUGGAGAGUCAGAGGGGGCGGAGCCUGAGACUCCUUCCUGCUGGAUGAUCCGGAUCAGAACCGCCUCAGCGAAGUUCGGUCCAGAACUUUAGACCCGGCAGAAUCGGAACAUCCGACCCACAUUCAGUGGGGACUCAGAACCUUGAAGCGGGUCCAAAUGCAAGUUUCAGACCAGAAAGGGCUUCGACCUGGUGACCCAGAGUUCUUUUGGACCCGGUUCAAUAACCAGACCUGCUGGAGUCAGGGCAAUGUGACUCAAUCUCAAGAUAAAUCAGAACCAGCAGUUUGGACCCGGUUCUUUUAUUGCUGGUCAGAAGAAACGUGAAACCAUCUAAACCUUUUGGACUUUAGAAAAGCUGGACCAGGUCCGAGGUCCAGAACCCCAGCGGUUCUUAAAGGUAGAACCCAGCCUGGGUCAGAGGUCGCGUUUCUGAACGACCCUCCUGGAACUGGAUGACCGGGAUCGACCGGUUCCGUUUCGGAUCCGGAACCUGGAUUUAAGUGGUUCCUUUAGGUUAAAACUGCAACCAGCAGGUUCUGUUCGGUUCGGAACCCAGAUCCUGCUGCAGGUUCUUUGUUAGUGACGUCAUCGCGGCCCGGUUCGCAGCUCAGAUUCUGGUACGGUCAGCAUCAUUCAGAACCAGCCGGGUCUUUUGCUUUGAAGGGACCGGAAAGGGCUCCGAAGGUUACAGCAACUUCCGGUUUCUCUGGAGCCGCAGGUCCACGUCAGGGUGAAGUAGCGCCGACACCGACACGCCGGAGCGGGACCGAACCGAACCGAACCGCGGCACCAUGGCGGACGAGGCCACGCGCAGAGCCGUGUCACAGAUCCCGCUCCUGAAGACGCACGCGGGCCCGCGGGAGCGCGCGCUGUGGCCGCAGCGGCUGAAGGAGGAGUACCAGGCUCUGAUCCGGUUCGUGGAGCAGAACAAGGCUGCCGACAACGACUGGUUCCGGCUGGAGUCCAACCCGGACGGCACGCGCUGGACCGGGACCUGCUGGUUCGUACACGAGCUACUGCGCUACGAGUUUCGCGUGGAGUUCGACAUCCCGGUGACGUACCCGGAAACAGCGCCGGAAGUGGCGGUUCCGGAGCUGGACGGGAAGACCGCCAAGAUGUUCCGAGGCGGGAAGAUCUGCCUGACCGAACACUUCGCCCCGCUGUGGGCGCGCAACGUGCCGCGCUUCGGGCUCGCGCACCUGAUGGCGCUCGGGCUCGCGCCUUGGCUGGCCGUGGAAAUCCCGGACCUGAUCAGCAAAGGUCACGUGGUCCACAAGGAGAAGCCGCGUGAUGUGGCGGAGUGACGUCAGAGCGGUGACAUGGACAGGGUUCCGGUUCUGGAACUGUCAGCAGAAACAACACUUCCGGUUCUGCUGUGAGAAUGUGAUUGCACAGAAAAUAAAGUUCUGGUUCCGAGUGUC